CCGCGCCUCCCCGCGCCCCGCCCCGGCGCGGCUCCCGGCGGGGACGGCGUCGGUGGAGGACUGUGAUGAUCAGCUGAGCCCUCGCCUGGAGCUCCUCCGGCUGCCCCGGCCGCCUCUUCUUCCUCUUCCUCCUCCUCUUCGUCGUCGCGGUGCCCGCAGAGCGCCCCGCACCGCCGCGUCCCGUCGCCCGCCCGCCCGUCCGCCCGCAGCAUGUCCAAACCCAGCGACCACAUCAAGCGCCCCAUGAACGCCUUCAUGGUGUGGUCCCGCGGCCAGCGGCGCAAGAUGGCCCAGGAGAACCCCAAAAUGCACAACUCGGAAAUCAGCAAGCGGCUGGGAGCGGAGUGGAAGCUGCUCUCCGAGGCGGAGAAGCGGCCCUACAUCGACGAGGCCAAGCGGCUGCGGGCGCAGCACAUGAAGGAACACCCCGACUACAAGUACCGGCCCCGGCGCAAGCCCAAGAACCUGCUCAAAAAGGACAGGUAUGUCUUCCCUUUGCCUUACCUGGGGGAAACCGAUCCCUUAAAGGCCGCCGGGCUUCCCGUGGGGGCCACUGACUCGCUGCUGAGCUCCCCGGAGAAGGCCAGGGCUUUCCUGCCCCCCACCUCAGCACCUUACUCCUUACUUGACCCCAGCCAGUUCAGCUCCAGCGCCAUUCAGAAGAUGACCGAGGUUCCUCACACCUUGGCCACCGGCACCCUGCCCUACGCCUCCACCUUGGGAUACCAGAACGGGGCGUUCGGCAGCCUGAGCUGCCCCAGCCAACACACCCACACCCACCCCUCACCGACCAACCCUGGCUACGUGGUGCCGUGUAACUGUACCGCAUGGUCGGCCUCCAGUUUGCAGCCUCCGGUUGCCUACAUAUUAUUCCCGGGCAUGACCAAGACUGGCAUAGACCCCUAUUCUUCAGCACACGCGACUGCUAUGUAACACCCGCCCACAACCCCACGGGCGGCCCCCACCCAGGGGAGCCGGCCGGAUUGGGAUUCCUCCGUGUGCAUGUACAUAACCCCGCCGGAGCCUCCCGAAGCCAGGACUCUGCAGCCCGGACAGCCGCGGAUGCGCCCCGGGGGACGAGGAGAUGCUGAGAGCUGUCACCGGGCCCCGAGGUGGGGGGUGGGUGGGAGGGGGAGAACCUGCAGCAGCGGGGGGCGGAUAGGAUCCAGGCACCGGGCCGAGUUGUAAAUGUGUUUUAAAACAAAACAGAAAAACAAACAAACAAACAAAACCAAUAAGAAAUGAAAAAGAAAGAAACAAAUAACUCCGAAAAUCCGGGAGAAAAAAAAAAAAAAAAGAAAAAAAAAGGAAAGCAAAGAAGAGCGAAGCUCGAACUGCCCCUCUGGGACAAAGGGGGGGGGAGGGGGGGGAAGGAGAGAGGCGGUGAUUUUAAUUUAUUCCCUGAACGUCUCUGAGUUCUCCAUGGUCUCACGGCACUUGGAUGUGACUUUGGGAUGUCUCGGUCCUGUUCUGUUGUUGGGGCUUUUUUAAGGGGUGGGGUGGGGGGGAUUUUUUUCCUUUUGCACAUUGAAAGACGAGAGCGGCUGUGUUAUAUAUAUAAAUCUCUAUAUAUUUUGCCACCACGCUUUAGUCGGGAAAGAAAGCAAAUUGCUUUUUCGUGUCUCUUCAAAGUUCAAAACGGAAAGAAAAAGCAAAACGGAGGGAGAGAAGCAUUUCUAUUUCUAACAUAUGAUAGUGUUUGCUUCAUUUCUAACAGCUAGUCCUUCAAUUUGUGUGAUCCAGUGAGAUUAGAUCUAAGUUUACUUUAGGCAGAGCGUCAGGUCUGAAGUCAGGCGGUAGAAUUGUACAAAACAAAUGAACGAUGCUGAUACUAAUACUACUAAUAACGGAAAACCGAAUAAUCGUAAUAAAAAUGAUGGUCAUUUCAA
Molecule: messenger RNA, 1889 nt
Organism: Coturnix japonica (Japanese quail)
Lineage: Eukaryota; Metazoa; Chordata; Aves; Galliformes; Phasianidae
Gene: SOX14
Product: SRY-box transcription factor 14
Biological process (GO): positive regulation of transcription by RNA polymerase II; brain development; negative regulation of transcription by RNA polymerase II
Cellular component (GO): nucleus
Molecular function (GO): DNA-binding transcription activator activity, RNA polymerase II-specific; RNA polymerase II cis-regulatory region sequence-specific DNA binding
Source: RefSeq, a predicted model, not a curated record